Molecule: messenger RNA, 910 nt
Organism: Laetiporus sulphureus 93-53
Lineage: Eukaryota; Fungi; Basidiomycota; Agaricomycetes; Polyporales; Laetiporaceae
Exons: 2
Coding region: 358-684 (108 amino acids)
Source: RefSeq, a predicted model, not a curated record
AUUUCUUUUUGUUUGCUUUCUAGAAGUGUUGUCGAUGUGGCGAGGGCGUGGUAAGUGCUCUGAGCCCAUGUCGUCUCCUGGUCAUCGACGUAGAACUCACAAACAAGAAUUUGAAUGGUCAUCCAGUGGCCGUGCAUUCCAUGUGAGUAAUCGGAUCAUAGCAGCCUGCCAUCGGACGUCGUGUCAGGCAUCCCCGAAAUGUUUUCAGAUGCUCCAUGACAUAGCACCAGGAGUGUCUCGCAGCAUAAGGCUUCGGUUGAAAGCGGUACAGCGCAAAGAGUCAUAAGUACGCCGCUCUUGGCGUUACGUACAACCAAAUUUCCAGUUUUUCCCUCUCUGCCCGGUUCAACUCUCAAAAUGGUCCAUCUCCACAUCAUGCAGGGAGAGUGCAUCGCCCUCUUCAUCCAGAGUGUCAUCUAUGGCAUCGACACGGCGGUGUUCACUAUGUGUGUUCGCAUAAUGAUGCAAAAACUCCGCUAUCCUCGCGCUCCUAUCAGAAGGCUCUUCCUGCUGAUCGCUAUAAUCCUAUUUGUACUCGCAACUGUUGAUGUCAUGUUCAGUCUCUGUUUCGUCGCAAUAACGGAUACCUCCGCUCUUCCGGCUUGCCCCGAAGUGUGCGAUCACAGCGGAUACUUGGCUGGCUCUACAUUCUCAGGCAUUGUUCGAGAUUCCUCACAGCUAUGAUAUCCGAUGGCGUUCUGGUAUGACAAUGUUCUCCAGAUUUCUCGUCCUAUCUUCAUUUCUUCCUGCCUUCAUGGUAGAUAUACCGCUGUUGGAUCGUCUACGAUCGUGCAUGGACUGUUAUAACAGUAGCUGCUGCUCUGUGGUUCGCUAAAGUCCCCUGUGUCGUCCUCAGCAUCGUUUAUAUGUCCUCGACCAAGGACAUUGGUGAAGUGACUUCUUUGAAUGC